Molecule: messenger RNA, 4410 nt
Organism: Alexandromys fortis (reed vole)
Lineage: Eukaryota; Metazoa; Chordata; Mammalia; Rodentia; Cricetidae
Product: ankyrin repeat domain-containing protein 36A-like
Exons: 28
Molecular function (GO): protein binding
Source: RefSeq, a predicted model, not a curated record
AUGAAGAAGAUCUUCAAGGGCCAUUUUCCCUGGGGCUUCCUGGGCUUUAGAAAUGCCAACGCUGAGAACCGAGAAUGGCACAGGUACCUCACGGGCUACAUACCUGUGAAGAAGAUACACAAAGCUGCAAGCAUGGGAGACAUAACCCAAGUGCAGAGGAUGCUCGAAUUUGGGGAUGUGGACGUGAACGUUACAGACCGGAAGAAAAGGACUGCUCUGCACUACGCCUGCGCUCACGGCCAGGCUGAAAUGGCGACCCUCUUGCUAUGGUAUGAAUGCAACAUUGAAGCCCGAGACAGCGACGAAAGUACAGCUCUGAUCAAGGCAGCACAGCGUCAGCAUGAGGAUUGUGUAAAGGUUCUCCUGGAAAAUGGUGCUGACUCCAAUGCCAUUGAUGCGGAUCAAAACACGGCUCUCCACUAUGCGGUCUACAACAACAGCACCUCCAUAGCUGCCAAACUUCUGGAGUUCAGAGCAGACACUGAAAUUAAGGCAAAGAAUGGCUACACACCGCUUAUACUGGCGGUGCUGGAAAACAGACUGGAGAUGGUGGAGCUGUUGUUACGGGCCGCGGCCAAUAUAAACGCCCUGGAUAACUACAAGAGGUCUGCCCUCAUACAUGCUGUGAGAGCUCAGUCCAGAGACAUGAUCGGCUUUCUUCUCCAGCAGGGUGCAGACACGUCUUUGGUGGAUGUCUACGGAGCAACUGCACAGAGUUACACUGUUUUUGAAACCUUUCAAGUGCUUUCCAAAGGCCCCAGUUCUGCAACAAGAGAGGACAGAUAUAAUUCUGAUGCCAAGGAAGACUGCUUAUCCUGUGCACAGUCCACCCAGGACGGGGAAAGGAUGGCGCAAUCACCAGUGAGGGAGGAAGGCAGCAGAGGCGAAGCCGACAAGCCGGGGAGCCUCGCCCCCACACCUGGAACUUCCAAGCCCACAGCAGCAGAAGAAGAAAAUAGCGUCAGCUCCAAGACUCCAGUGGUCCCAUCACCACUGCUCACUGAAUCCAACCUCUGGAUUGGGUAUCCAAAAGAUUGGCCUGAACCCAUGAAGUUCUCCAGGCAACCAGCAGUCUACAACCCAAUCGAAUGGAGGAAAGACAUGGAAUCCCGGUCAGUUCCUCUGGAGAAAAACAUACAUCCCUUGGUAGUCAUUUCAGGAAAUGAGGCAAACAUAAAGACACUCAAGCAGCCAGCCAGGGUUUUCGAGGAACCUUUUGCCAAUGAAUCUGAUCCUACAGAAGAGGAGGAUGCUAAGGAUGAACUGGUAUCACUUAUAGCUCCUCUGGAGGAAAACAAGCCACAGAUAAAAGAAUUUUCAGUAACUGAAGCUGUCAAGCUAGAGAGUGACAUUUGAUUAAAAAGACAAGAUGUUUUAGAAUAUGAAGAAAAGAGACUUGAAAGUUGCCAAGAAAGCAUUCUAGAAUCAGCUGAAAGUACUGAAUCCUACUCGAUCCUAAGGUCCCCUAACGCUUUCAUCUUCUUCUCUCCAGAUGAACUCAGGCCUGCGCAGCAGAAGCCCUCCUCACACCUCACCUCCACUUCUUGGGGACUCCACCCCUUGGACAAGGAUAAGCUGGAGAAGCAUCCCUUGGCACAGAGAGCAUCCCAGCGUCAAGUCAAGCAGAGGGGCUCCCCACCUUUACAACUCCACGAGCAAGACCAGGAGCCAGAGCGGAGCACGGCUUCUGAUGGAGAAGAUGGAUACUCAAGAUCUGGCAAGGGGAAAGUGCUCAGGGGAGUGUUGAUAGGUGGAGACAGACUGGAAGGUGAAGACACUGGACAGCUUGCCACAAAUAAGCUAAGCCAGAAGGUCAGUGAGAUCCGUGAAGCUGUCAAAAUUACUGUUCACCAUGAGGAAGAGCAAGCACGGGAUGACUCUACAGGAAAAACGUCCCUGAAGUUGGCCACCCCUAAACUGGCCUGGGAUAUGCUUGGCCGUGAGGACAGAGACACAGCUGCUGCACUGGCCGCUGUAACACUGCAGAACUAUCCCAGACAGAAGGAGGGUGGCCUUAGAAACAUCUUUCCGUCUCCCUCUUUCUCUCAGGUCUUGGAACACAGUGGCCAGUCAGUCACUAAAUCUCCCUUAAUGAAACAUAAAUUAGACCAUGAAAGUAACAAGUCCGAAACAGAAGAAUCCCUUCAUAAAAGCAAGGAGAAAUCUUCUAAAACUACAGAAAGUGGGAAGAGUAGCGGUCAAUGCCCAGAAGCAUGUAUGGGAGGAAAGCAAGACGGCUGUGAAUCCAAGAGCCAGUUGCAAAAAACUCUGAGACCAAAACACAUGGCCUGGCAGUUGGAUAGCAGACCCAUGUCGAAAUCCAGUGACUCCAAAAGGCUUUCAGAGUCCACAGAAGGGAGUCACACGAGUGAAUUUAACAGUUGGAGUGAUUCUACUCUUCCCGAUACUCAUAAGAAAAGUAAAGGCACACCGGACCUGACCCAGAAGCCCCUGCACAGCAACUGCGAGGCCCCUGCGCAAACGGCAAGAACCGCCAGUGCCGCGCCGCCUGGUGGCAGGACCGCAAGCGCUUUGGCGGAUGAAGAUCGUCAGGACAGGCUGUCCGACAGUGAGUUCCAAAUAUUAGAGGAAGAAAUCCUGGCCUGGGAGAAAGUAAACCUUGAAAACGAGAGUGUCUCUGAGAAUCUGCCAAACAAGUGUGAGGGGAUCUCUUCUGAUGCCACGGGUCAAAGGGGGAACUAUCUAGAAGAUGAGCACUCAGGAGAAUCGGACUCCGAGGCGACAACCCAGUCAGAACAAAAGAGUCUUGAUGGCACUGAAGAUACCCAGCUGCAACAUAGAGUCCUCUCAAAGACAUGCCCCCACACACAAAACACAUCUGCAGAUCCAGCUAGGCCAACCCACCCUCAGUAUCAGAAGGAAAGCACACAAAGCCAUCCUCCCCCUUUGCAUCUGAAGAAAAUGUCUGAAGAGCCUGAAAUAAACAAGAAAUCUGAUGGAGAGUGUGCGCCUGUCCGUCUGGAAGUUCCUGCAGUGAAAGCCCAUGAGAAAGCGUCCAUCACCCGAGACCUAACAGGGAAUAAUGGAGAGCCAGACAAACACAGCUGUGAGUUACAGCACACAGCUAGGGAUGUGUUUGAAAACAUCUGUCCUGACAAAGAACCACUUCCGGGUAGCUAUAGGGGAAGAACUCAGUUCCAGGUUGAAGAAAUGAGCAAGAAACGGCCAAGUCUGGAGUUGGAAGUCUCAGAGACUCUGUGUCUUAUGGUCCCUGACUGUAGUGACUAUGGGUUGACGGUCAGAAGGACCGAGAAGCUGCUUCCUACUGAAGAGAAAGAUGAGCUUGCUAAGAGUGUUUCUGGCUGGUGUAUGAAAGAAAUAAGGAAAACUGGAAGGGAAACACGGACCCCCAGACAACCCGUGAUCACACCAGUAUUUGAGAAGUCCCUUCCAGAAGCUGCUGACCUGCUGCCGGUGAAGGAAGGCCGCCAUCUGAGUGAAAUGGGUCGGGAUGAAGGAAGGCUGACAAAGAGACAAGCUAAAGAGAAGCACAAGAUGGAAACCCAAGUAAAUCAAGUAAAUGAAAUGAAAGAAGCCAACGGCCGAAGUCAGCCUUCUGCGACAGCCGCAGGAAAUGACUCUAGCAGCCUGCUGAAACUCUGGGAUAUGAUUCAUUCGUAUGAAAGACUGAUGGAGCUUAAGAACAGCCACUGCGAACUGCUUACAAGAAAACUUGAGAACAUGGAAAACAGGGCUAGCGGAGUGCAGAGAGAACAGACAGAAAUAAAAUCCUGGUUACCACACAGAGGAGGAUGGGAAGACCUCUGCACUUUGAGGUUCCCCUUGAAACCAGGUGAGAAGCAAGAACAUGCUGAGUCUAUGUUUCAACAAAAGAAGAUGCAGCUGAGCAGAAGAGAGGAGCAAUGCGGUGAAAAUGUGGAACAGACUCAACACCCAGAAAUCGGGAAAAUGAUUGCAGAUGCAAAGGCCGUAGAAAACGAUUUGAGACAGCUCUACAAGCUGAGAGAAACUUGGGAAACUACAUAUUACAAAUAUCUACACAUGGUUGUAAAGCUUCAGUUCAUGGAGCAGGAGCUAGCAGCGAUAAAAACAGAACAAAAGAAGUGUGGACGCCUCCUCGAGAGCCACAAGAACUUAGAAGAAGUUCUUCACUGCAGAAGCUGGAUGCGGGAGCACGCGAUCCAAGCAAGAGAUCAAAACAAAACUAAGGAUUUAAGAGAUGCGGAUGAAGUGGUCACGAUAGGUGAGAUGGAACUCAGAAUUAAGACCCUGGAAUCUCAGCUGGAAUCCACGAGGGGAGCUCAGCGCAGUCUCCAGGAAGGAGACUCCGAGCACCGAGCACAGCUGUGCUGGAGAGCGGGCGGUGCCGUGACACAGCCCCUGCUAAGAGAGCUGGGCGAGCAAGCCAGCCCGAGUCCGCGGAAAUAA